AUGUCGGAAGUGACAGAAACCCAGCCUAUUGUGGGGUCUGUCUCCAUAUUGUUGUACACUGUAGGAUUGUUCGAAGAUUUCAGUAGAAGAGUCACCGACUCGACCACAGGCGGCAGUUCGAGGUCGAUUGGCUCUUUCCAGAACGGUGUCUUGUUGGUAUUGGGCACAAUUGCUGUUCUGAACCAUGGUGCUUCCCAGAGAUCCACCUCGAGGUAG
Messenger RNA from Ogataea philodendri, 216 nucleotides. RefSeq lists its product as uncharacterized. The transcript has a single exon. NCBI's taxonomy places the organism in Eukaryota, Fungi, Ascomycota, Pichiomycetes, Pichiales, Pichiaceae. The record is from RefSeq and is a predicted model, not a curated record. Bases 1 to 216 code for a protein of 71 amino acids.